This is a messenger RNA of Stylophora pistillata, 3140 nucleotides long. RefSeq names its product mdm2-binding protein. Lineage: Eukaryota; Metazoa; Cnidaria; Anthozoa; Scleractinia; Pocilloporidae. Gene Ontology annotation, biological process: traversing start control point of mitotic cell cycle; regulation of protein ubiquitination; protein localization to kinetochore. Gene Ontology annotation, cellular component: kinetochore. The record is from RefSeq and is a predicted model, not a curated record.
UCGACAGUCCGAGACUUCUUUGCGAUGCUAGAUUCUAGAAUGAUUACCGAUGUAAACAUGGAUAGAUUUCUAAUAUUUCUUCUAGAGCACGAUGAUUCCUUAGCAGAUCAUGAAGCAUGUUCCCAUUGUAAUGAGGAUGUGACUCCUGCUGUUCAGAGUUUGGUUGAAGAUCUUAUUGUAUUUUGCAAUAAGAAGGAAAAUUCUUUCAAAGAUAUUGAAAAUACCCAAUGGUCAUCAAUAGAUCCUCUUCUAGCGCUCAAGAACUUCAACCCCACAGUUCAUUUCACCAUCAUUGAGGACAAGCCAUUCCUGGACCAAAUGGAGAUUUAUUCAAAGUGGCAUAAAGGGGAAAAUCUUGAGAAAGUAUUACAGCAGCUUGGAAAGUCUGUUGUGUUCAAACGUUACGAGAAAAUUCCAGUGAGUUCUUCAGACAGAGAUGUUGAGACUUCGGAAAGACUUCACAGUCUUGCUGAUGGCUUACCACAAGCUGGAGUUCCUGUUGAUGUCUUCUGGUUUAUUUGUGGGAGAGAUGCCCUCCCUGUUAGAUCCCACAUGCAUCUGUUCGGAGCUUUAAAGCGGCUACAACUGUGGCAUAAUGCCAACAUCACUCUUCUUUGUAGCAAUGUGUUUGACAGGAGUUCAUUUUUGAAGUCAUGGCAGAAGGGUCUGAAGUUGUCAGUUACAUUUCUUGACAAAAAAGUUGCAGUGCCAAAACUAUAUGAUGCUCUGGUUGUUUGGCAAGGAUCUUUGGUCUUCAGUGAGGGUCAAUCAAGAACCAUCAUGCCAGGAUUCAAUUUGCGUUUUGAUAAGAAUGAGACUGAAAUUAGUUUUGGUUCUUCUCGACUUCAGCCAAAAAGAAAGAAGAAAAAUCCCAUGGAUAAUGGGAAAACUUUCUCCAUUGCACCAGAGAUAACUAUCCUCUGCAGAGUUGAGAAGCAUACAGUUCCAUUUCACAUGUUUCUGCCAUUAAGACUGGAAUUAAGCGUCAACCAAUCUUCUACUAAGCUAUCAGCGAGACUUAUCGAGUGGCUAUCAAUUGAAGAGAAUAAGAAUAUUGCCCUGGUUGGAACAUUACAGCUUGUUGCGUCGCACAAACACUGCACACAAAGAAAGAAUAAGGAAGCUUGGUUUAACUAUUUCAAAUCUCAGAACCAUACAGUUACCAACAGACUUGAUGUUAAUAGUGGAGAUGAAGAUUUGAAAGAGUCUUGCAGGCGGGUGUGUCUCGUAUGCGGCAGUAAUGAAAAAGAACUGAGCUUGUAUGUUCUGAGAAGGCCAGAAGACCUCAAUGGCUGGAUUCAUAAGGAGCUGUCCUUAAUCCAAUCUUCAUUCCUAUUCUCUAAUGAUAAAAAAGUUGGCGGGCCAUUAAAAUUUCCGGACCUGACAGAGAGUUUCAUUGAAACAGAACAGAAUUUAACCGAAGUUCUGCUGCAAGAGCUACACAAUGAACUGCAAACCUCUGAUGAUCUCUUUUCGACGAAUCGAGGGUGUAACAUCGUUGAUAAAACAACUUCGACCAAGUGGCAGUUCUUGAAGGAGAAAAGACCUGGUUGGAAAGAUCAUCAACUAGAAGCUGUCGAUAAAAAUGUUUUACCUCGAGACAUGUCAGAAUUAUCGUUGUCUCCAAGUAAAUGGCCUGAACGAGCUUGGCUAAUCAAGAAUGAUCCGAAUGCAAGGAUUAAUGAUUCCGUCACAGACGAGUCAACUAAACAUUUUCAAUCGUUCACAUCAGUGUCUUCACUGAGUAUUCAAGACAUUUUAGAGAAGUUUCGUAUGGACGGAACACCUGUGAGGAGUGACCUCGUUCCUCUUCAGCUGAGGGAGCGGAGCUCAAGUGAAAGGCACAUACAAAUAGACAGAGGAAGUACUGAAGAAGUGAGGGAAAAGUGUUACCCAGAAGCCCUUGGAGCAUCUUAUCACGGCAUCGAAUAUUGCCUUGAGGUUCGUCAGGCCAUUUCUAAAGACCUACAGCUUUCGCAUCUGCAGUCCUCGCUCGUGAAAAACGAGACAUUAUCAUCGUGUGUGCAAACAGACAACAAGACACUGGAAACUCGAGGUACACGAGCUGUGACCAGUACAGCAAAAAGAGACAAGAAAUCAAGUUUGAUGAAGCUCUCGCUACCCGUGAGUCGAGCAGUGACUGUAAGAAAAAGAAAGGAAACUGCUGCCUCGAUUAGAAGUUCUUCGAGGUUGUUGAAGAGGAAAUCACCACUUGUAAAAGCGCCAACAGUUGGAAAAAAAAGAAAAAGGGAGGAAGAAAAAGUGGGAGAGAGUAAAGGCAGUGACAAAAAUGAUGUCAAGAUGAAAGAAACUCGUUCAGAGAGGCACAAGAGACGCCUCCGACAAGUGGUCCAAAAUACCCUUGAAGACAACGGAAUCGAUUCUAGUCACCCAUUCCGCGAAUCGUGUACAGGAAGGCUAUACUCCCUGUGUAAAAGUUUCCUCAAGGAUCUCCGCUCGUCUCAUGGUCUAAACGAUGAAAUGAAAAGACUCGCCAAAAGUAAUGUCCAGCAGGUGAUAGAGUUAGAGACGAAAAGAAAAUAGCAACGCAAACGACUUGACAAAGAAACGCCUUUUAAAUUAAUGCUUUAUUUUGUUAUUGUACAGUUUAUACCAUUGAUUAGCUAGAAAAAAGGAAAAUAAUUUUUUUUUGCCCCUAACUCUAAAUUCCGUUAUUUAAAUAUGCCUAUUGUUUCGAAGCUUUUUUUUCUUUAAGUUAAUGAUAAAAUGUCUAGAUCUUAAAUACAAGACUGUGGUACUUACCAGUCAUCAUAAUUGAAAUAUUUUCUUACGUAUGUGACGAAGACAACAAAAACAUUGUCCUUCUUAAACUUCGAUUCCUGCCGGUAACUUUCUUUUCUCUACCUGACUUGGGCUGGCGAAACUUUAUUUAUCUCCUUUUAUUGAGGCAACACUCGACGAACCCGUUAACGUUUGGGAAAAAUCGACAUAAAGGAUCUAGUAUUUUUAUGAUCCCCUUUGUUUAUUUCCUAACACAAAGUUGAUUUCUCAUCAUCAAUAACUACACCUUGAGAACACUAUACUCUCUCUCUGUUGGCAUAUUAAAGGAAAAUCCAUUACGCGACGAGGGAAUUCCGCAUUAAAUUGCACGCGAAAACCGAUAUGGCUCGAAUCGCGAA